CCCAGCUUGACAAGCGUAACUUGAGCGUUCACCCCGCCCGCAUUGCCGAACUCGUUUGCCGCAUUGUCUGGCAUUGUACGUCAUGCGAUUCGUGCCCACAUGGCGAGGGUAGCCGCUCUGGCCGGGCUUCAAUUGAUACUUAAUAUCCAUCGUCGCCCUGCUGCUUGGGUUUUAUUUCGGACAUCAUCGCGUCAAACACACUUACUUGUCACUUCAACUCUUGAACCAAGUCUCCACACAUCUUCACAAUGGCUACCAACGGCACCACCGCCGCCAGCGGCACCAACGGCACCGACGCCGCUCCCAACACCACCCACAGAUUUGACCCAAACUUCACACAGCAUGUCAUUGACCUGAUGAGCCCCGAGACUCUCCCCCGCCACCGCGAGAUCCUCACCUCGUUGAUCAAGCACAUGCACGACUUCUGCCGCGACGUCGAGCUCAAGCAAGAAGAGUGGGUUCUGGGCGUCAACUACAUCAACUCGCUCGGCCAGGCCUACCAGAAGAACCGAAACGAGACCUGGAGAGUCAUGGACGUCCUGGGAAUUGAAUCUCUCGUCGACGAAAUCAACCACACCGUGACCACCGACGACGGCCGCGCUCCCACAUCCUCCGCCAUCCUCGGACCCUUCUGGUCCCCCGAAACCCCCUUCCGCGACCUCGGCGCCAGCGUCGUCCAGAACAUGCCCAAGGACGGCGAGCUCACCCUCUUCCACGGCGUCGUCAAGGACGUCGACACCGGCAAGGGCAUCCCCAACGUCGUCUUCGACAUGUGGCAAGCCAGCACCAACGGCAAAUACGACGUCUUCGACCCCGAGAACCAGACCCGCCACAACCUCCGAGGCAAGUUCCGCACCGACCGCGACGGCAAGUUCUGGUUCUACUGCCUCAAGCCCACCGAGUACGCCAUCGACACCAGCGGCCCCUCUGCUGAGCUCCUCAAGAUGAUGCACCGCCAUCCCUUCCGCCCUGCCCACAUCCACAUCAUGGUCACUCACCCCGACUACGUCGGCGUCACCGCUCAGCUGUACCCCCGCGACGACCCUUACCUCGAGACCGACACUGCCUGCGCCGUCAAGAGCGAUCUGGUGCUGGACUUCAAGCCCGUCGAGAACGAGCCCAACGGCGCCAUCCUCGACUGCGAGUACGACGUCCGCUUGAUCUCCAAGAAGUACAAGCCCGACAACACCAUGUUGAUGGAGAACGCCAACCAGAGCAAGUUUUAAGCGAGUUUUGAUUUACAUCUGAUAGCGGCGGCCAUGAGCCGUGGAGUCGAGACGACCCCGUAGCGAGAUGCUACUCAUUUGCGGAAUACGCGAGUAGCGAUUGAGAAUUAAAUCUGUAAAUUAGCUGCAGGUUGACUCAGAUGAGGCCAUGUAUAUAUGAAUGAAAAAAUUACUAUAA
This is a messenger RNA of Ilyonectria robusta, 1404 nucleotides long. RefSeq names its product Intradiol ring-cleavage dioxygenase. Gene Ontology annotation, molecular function: ferric iron binding; catechol 1,2-dioxygenase activity. The record is from RefSeq and is a predicted model, not a curated record. Bases 249 to 1226 code for a protein of 325 amino acids. Lineage: Eukaryota; Fungi; Ascomycota; Sordariomycetes; Hypocreales; Nectriaceae. Gene Ontology annotation, biological process: catechol-containing compound metabolic process. The transcript is spliced from 2 exons.